CGCGAUAUUCCUCAGACGAUUCCUCUAAAGUCACACGGUCGAACGCAUCAGCUUUAGGAAGGAGACCCAGGGUUUCAAUGGCAAGUGAAGAUGCACUGGACGAAAUCCCUCUAAGCAAAAGAUUGGAGAAGAUACAGCUCCUCUCUCCAUCUUCUUUUUCCCCCCCUUCUUCAAUAAUAAUAUCCCCAAGGCUAACAUUAUUAUUGCUUCUUCGAAUUCUCUCUUGCAUCUUCUUCUUCUUCGCCAUUUUCGACUCCGCCGCCGCGCAUUCUUCUGCACGUAAUCAUUCCGGCUCGCUGGUGGCAGACGACAUCGUCGCGGAUGCGGCGGCAGCCGCGGCGGCGUUUAGGAACGCGACCGCGAUCUCGGAGUUCCGGCUGCUCAACCGAAAGUAUCUGUUGAAUUGCACGGACAUCAACCCUUACAUUAAACUGAGUAUAAAGUGGCCGUCCGGCGACGACUACUCCGACGGGCAGCUUCUCCCCGACGAAGAGUUGGUUACCGUUCAAGUUGACGGAGUUCUGUUCCCCUCUCCCGGAGACUGGGUUGCCCUAGUUUCUACUUCCCAUUCUGAUGUUUCAGGUUGUCUCUUAAGUAAGUUAAAGUACUCACAAACUGGAGAUUUCAGCAAACUCCCUCUGCUUUGCCACUAUCCUGUUAAGGCACAAUAUUUGAGUAGUGAUCCAGAUUACCUCAACCGCAAAAAAAAGAAGUGCAUAGACAAAUUAUGCCUAUUGCACACUUACAGUGCCACACUGACGUUUCAUGUAAUCAACUUCAGAACAGAGAUCGAAUUUGUACUGUUUGCCGGUGGGUUUGAGACGCCAUGUAUCUUGAAGAGAUCUACUCCUCUAAACUUCUCCAAUCCCAGCAGCCCUUUGUACCCUCAUCUGUCCAGCAUUGAUUCCACUGCCACCUCAAUGAGAGUAACGUGGGUUAGUGGGGAUAAAAUGCCUCAACAAGUUCGUUACGACAAUGGAAGAUCUCAGACAUCUGAGGUUACCACUUUUACUCAAGAUCAAAUGUGCAGUUCUAUUCCAAAAAGUCCAGCCAUAGACUUUGGAUGGCAUGAUCCGGGAUAUGCCCAUUCAGCUGUCAUGACAGGACUCAAUCCUUCAACGACAUACACCUAUACUCUGGGAAGUGAUUCAAUUGGUUGGAGUAGCAACAUCACAUUCAAAACAGCGCCUGCUGGAGGAUCAGAUGAGCUACGAUUUAUAGUAUUUGGUGAUAUGGGCAAAGCUCCUCGUGACAAUUCUAUAGAACACUACAUCCAGCCAGGAUCCUUGUCAGUGGUGGAUGCUAUGGAACGUGAGAUAUCAGCAGGGAAAGUAGAUUCUGUAUUCCACAUUGGUGACAUAAGCUACGCCACCGGGUUCUUAGUAGAAUGGGACUACUUCCUGCACCUCAUAACUCCAGUUGCUUCUCGUGUUCCUUACAUGACUGCAAUCGGGAACCAUGAGAUAGAUUAUAUAGGAACAGGAUCAGUUUACAAGACGCCAGAUUCAGGUGGCGAAUGUGGAAUACCUUACGAGACAUACUUUCAAAUGCCAACACAAGCCAAGGAUAAGCCUUGGUAUUCUAUAGAGCAAGGAAGUGUUCACUUUACUGUCAUUUCCACAGAGAAUGAUUUUUUUGUUAACUCAGAGCAGUAUGAAUGGAUGAAGAGGGACAUGGGUGCUAUAGAUCGUGAAAGAACGCCUUGGCUAAUAUUUACAGGGCAUCGCCCCAUGUAUUCUUCCAUUUCUUCCGAUGAAACACAGCUAAUUGAGAGCGUAGACAAUAAUUUUGUUCAUGCAAUAGAGCCACUGCUGUUAGAGAACGAGGUUGAUAUCGCAUUGUGGGGUCAUGUUCAUAAGUAUGAGAGGACAUGUGCUGUUUAUGGAAAUCAAUGCAAAGCAAUGCCUGUAAAAGGUGGAAAUGGAGAAGACACUUAUGUUAACAACAGUGCACCUGUUCACGUGAUUAUUGGAAUGGCUGGGUAUAGCUUGGACCCCUCCCCCAGCAUUGCUGAAAAAUGGAGUUUGGUGAGAAUAUCUGAAUACGGAUAUGCAAGACUGCAUGCAACAAAGAAAGAUCUCAAAUUUGAGUUCGUAAAUGCAGCAACAGGGAUUGUAAGGGAUAGCUUCCGGAUCACCAAAAAUAUCGGAAAGUAGAGUCUAAUAGGAAAAACAUCUGAAUGCAUUCAGACAUGAAUAUUGUAUGCAGCCACAAGAAAAUACUGCCUUUAAU
Molecule: messenger RNA, 2232 nt
Organism: Cuscuta campestris
Lineage: Eukaryota; Viridiplantae; Streptophyta; Magnoliopsida; Solanales; Convolvulaceae
Source: the annotation of a GenBank genome assembly